Triticum turgidum subsp. durum (durum wheat) is the source of this 1179-nucleotide messenger RNA. NCBI's taxonomy places the organism in Eukaryota, Viridiplantae, Streptophyta, Magnoliopsida, Poales, Poaceae. The record is from the annotation of a GenBank genome assembly.
AUGAAUCCCAUGGGGUACCGCCCCUAUGAUAGCAGCGGGACGGACGAUGAUCUCCCCUCGUCACAAAAUAGAGGACUAAGAGGACGAUCUUUCAGUGGGAAUGGGAGAGCAUCAGCUGGACCGUUUCCUUAUGCAAGGCCACACAAUGAUUUGGAGAGCCAAGUACAUCUGGUUGAGCAAGAGGCGUACACUGGUGUUCUUAGGGCAUUCAAAGUUCAAUCUGAUGCAUUGUCUUGGGAAAAAGAAAGUCUGAUUUCUGAACUCAGGAAGGAACUGAGAGUUUCUGAUGAGGAACACAGGGAGCUAUUAAACAAGGUUAAUGAAGAUGGGGCCAUCCGUGGAAUGAGGGAGCUGAGACAGGGAGGUGGGACCCCGAGUGGGCUGCAUCGUGGCAGCAGAGUUCUUCACGAUGGAGAACCUGGGCCAACUGCUAAAAGGCAACGACCAUCUCAUUUAAUGCCUUCGCAUUCUUCAGGCCUCCAGUCCCCUGUUAUGUCUUCACAUUCUGUCCCCUCUUCGUCAAAGUGGGGACCAUCUUCAGCAUCAAGGGGGAAAAGAGCAAAGUCGACUACGCCACUGGCAUUACCAUCCAUGGAUCCGACCUCAUUGAUUAGCCGGAAAGUUUUUACAAGAUGGCCAGAUGAUAACAACUUCUAUGAGGCCACUAUAACCCGUUACAAUCCUGCUACGGGCGAACAUGCUCUUGUCUAUGACAUGGGCAAAACAACUGAGUCAUGGGAGUCUGUCAGGCUUUGUGAUAUGAGACCUGAAGAUAUAAGAUGGGAACGUGAUGAUCAAGGCAUCUCAAAUCGAGAUGGUUGGGGCCCUUCUGGUCCAUUGUUGAACAGGAACCAAAGCAACAAUGGUAGAGGGAGACUAUCUCAGAAUGAGCAUCCAAAUAAAUAUGGUCCACCUCAAAAUGGCAUCAACAGGAAUAUUGGUGAAAUUGACGUGCCUAACACUCAGAGUGUCGUGAUUGAGGUCGAGAGGGUAUUGUCAAAUCCAAGUAUGCAUGAAAUUGAAAAGGCAAAGAAACUGCUAACAGACCAGGAGCAGUCAUUACUUGAUGCAAUUGCCAGUCUUGAUGAUGCAUCAGAUAGCGAAAGUGAGGAUAAGGCCAUGGAAGCCCGAAUGGGUUCUGGUGGUGAUCACACGGGUAGGAACGGCAUUGCCUGUUAG